AUGUACGAAAUAGCCUGGUUGAAUGCUGGUCGACUCUUACAGUUCAGUAAUGUAGGUAAGGUAGUCAAGAAUCAAAUCGCCGCGUUCUUCCUCGCGUCUGUCCUCGAGUCGGACAAAGAACUGGUGGCCGAUACGCUCACGCUUUCAAAUUCCACCUCCGAGUCAAUCACCAUCUGCCAAACGGAUUAA
Molecule: messenger RNA, 189 nt
Organism: Pyricularia oryzae 70-15
Lineage: Eukaryota; Fungi; Ascomycota; Sordariomycetes; Magnaporthales; Pyriculariaceae
Exons: 5
Coding region: 1-189 (62 amino acids)
Source: RefSeq, a predicted model, not a curated record